This is a messenger RNA of Monodelphis domestica (gray short-tailed opossum), 2172 nucleotides long. RefSeq names its product LIM domain only 2 (gene LMO2). Gene Ontology annotation, molecular function: transcription coactivator activity; DNA-binding transcription factor binding. The record is from RefSeq and is a predicted model, not a curated record. Gene Ontology annotation, biological process: positive regulation of transcription by RNA polymerase II. NCBI's taxonomy places the organism in Eukaryota, Metazoa, Chordata, Mammalia, Didelphimorphia, Didelphidae. Gene Ontology annotation, cellular component: nucleus.
GCAAAAAAUAGACAUUUCAGAGAGAAGGGGGGGAGAGACACGCACACCCCCCUCUGACCCGCCCCCUCCCUCUCCCUCCCUCCUCCUCCUUCUCAUCUCCCCUCCCUCCCUCCUGCCCGCCCCAUCACACACGCGCGCUCGGAAAGCCAGAGCCCAAGGUGUGCGGGGACUCCCGGGCACAGGUUCGCAGCGGGUACAGGGGCAGGAGUCAGAGAAAAAGCCGGAGCGGGAGCCGCAGCAGAGGCAGGAGGGAGCCCGAGCCAAGCGAGGUAGCAGCAGCAGCAGCAGCAGCAGCAGUAGCAGUAGCAGAAGCAGAAGCAGCCUCAGCAGCAGCAGCCGGAGCCGGGAGGGAGAAGCGCAGGCGAGGCUCCCCGGGAUGGAGGGUUAAGUCCCGGAGCCAGAGCUGAGUGGAGCCCAGCAGGCAGGCGGGCAGGCAGACAGGCGAGCCCCCCCACCCCACCCCAUCCCAUCCCGUGCGGUCCCAUUCACCCCCUGGCCGGCACCCCGCCUGACGUCCCCCACCCUGGGGGAUUCGUCCCCGCUCCCCCCUCUCCCCCGCGCUGCAAGGGAGCCCGUGAAUGUCAUUGAGGGCGGAGGGGAGAGUCAGCCGGUGAGCAGCAGCGGCGGCAGCGCUGCCCGAGGAGGGGCAGCAGAAGGAGGAGGACCAGGACCAGGACCCGAGGGGGUACCGAGCCGCCCGCCCAGCUCUGCGCGACAAAGAAGCACCUACCCCCAUCCCCAGCAGUGCGCCACCCCCUUCUCCAAUGUCCUCGGCCAUCGAGAGGAAGAGCCUGGACCCGUCCGAGGAACCAGUGGACGAGGUGCUGCAAAUCCCACCAUCCCUGCUGACAUGUGGUGGCUGCCAGCAAAACAUAGGGGACCGGUACUUCUUGAAGGCCAUCGACCAGUACUGGCAUGAGGACUGCCUCAGCUGUGACCUUUGUGGGUGCCGCCUGGGGGAAGUGGGUCGUCGCUUGUACUACAAGCUGGGUCGAAAGCUCUGCAGGAGAGACUAUCUCAGGCUUUUUGGCCAAGAUGGCCUCUGUGCUUCCUGUGACAAGCGCAUCCGGGCUUACGAGAUGACCAUGAGGGUGAAGGAGAAAGUGUACCACCUGGAAUGUUUCAAAUGUGCAGCUUGUCAGAAGCACUUUUGUGUUGGCGACAGGUAUCUCCUCAUCAACUCAGACAUAGUGUGCGAACAGGACAUCUAUGAAUGGACUAAAAUCAACGGGAUGAUCUAGGCAAGAAGCCGGAGUCUCUGGUUGGCGCUUUGCUGAUGAUACAGACCAGUAGUCUCAAUAGGUAGGGGCUGGGGGCGGGGGUGGGGGUGGGAUGGGGUGAUUUCUUAGGAAUGGAACCGUAGAGGCCCUUCUCGGACAGUCCAGCGGGGUAGCAUCAGAGCGAGCUGCAGGGGAGCGAGGGACGGAGAUUCCAAUGGGACGAAUCUGCUGAAUCUUGGGGAGAAUUUCUAGCAGAAGGUGAUAACUGACAUGAUUAGCUGAGGUGUGGGGAGGUUGGGUGGGGGGCAGUAAAGAUGGGCUCAUGGGAUCCCAGACCUACGGAUAGUGAGUUAACCCUGUAAAAAGUUGUCCUGGCUUUGACCCUCGGGAAGGAGAAAUGUGCAAUUGGUUGGUUUUCUUUGUUCCCCCGGGCUUUUCUGACAGCCCUGCUCAGAUCUCAGUGCUUCAGCCAGGGGGAAGACAAGGGGGGGGGGGGAGAGACAGAGAGAGAGGGAGAGAGAGACAGAGAGAGAGAGAGAGAGAGACAGAGAGAGACAGAGAGAGAAGGGGAGGGGAGAGAGAGAGAGAGAGAGAGAGAGAGAGAGAGAGAGAGAGAGAGAGAGAGAGAGAGAGAGAGAGAGAGUGACCGACCCUUUUCUUGGCCAGUUUUUUCCCAAGGCGGUAAGCUUUGGCUAGGGAAUCACUACUAGGAUGGGAAUGUUCAUUGGGACCUUUAACCACGGCACUUCCCUAAAGAUAGCAAAAAUGCUGGGGACUCUCUGUGUGUAGACACCUCUGUUCAAGGCGAAGGAUUUCACAGGUUGUUUCUAUACAAAUGUAAAUCUAAGCAGAGUUGUUCAACUAUUUUAUUAUCUUAGAUUAUAUCAAUAAAGUAUUUGUUGUGUGUAGUAAAAACCCUGCAGAUUUAAUAGAAAUCAAAGACCUCCACCAA